This is a messenger RNA of Penicillium paradoxum, 2202 nucleotides long. Its product is annotated as putative C6 transcription factor. The coding region runs from base 1 to 2202 and encodes 733 amino acids. The record is from RefSeq and is a predicted model, not a curated record. Gene Ontology annotation, molecular function: DNA-binding transcription factor activity, RNA polymerase II-specific; zinc ion binding; DNA binding. Gene Ontology annotation, biological process: regulation of DNA-templated transcription; DNA-templated transcription. The transcript is spliced from 5 exons. NCBI's taxonomy places the organism in Eukaryota, Fungi, Ascomycota, Eurotiomycetes, Eurotiales, Aspergillaceae.
AUGCCCGAGAUUGCCAAGCUGACUGGUCGCAUCCAGGUUAAAUGUAAUGGCGCUAGUCCAUCGUGUUCGCGGUGCGCCGCCCGCGGCGAGCAGUGUGUGUACAGCCUAGCCCCGACGUUAUCGUACACGAAACAACUGGAAGCCAGAGUUGCGCAGUUGGAAAAAGCUUUAUCGAAGCGGGGGGAGGGGGAAGAAGCACAGAAAGCAAGAUCGCCAUCGUCGGUGGCCGAGUCUAGUUCGAGCGCACCGAAGAUAAAGAUUGAUCCCGAUACUGAAGAACUCGCGAGGGAGUUUGACGGUCUCAAUGUGGAGAAUGACGGUCGCGUCUCUUUCCACGGACCGACGAGCUUGUUUCAGCUGCCCAGUGGAGUGGUAAAUGAAACGACGUCGAAUUCGCAUUACGCGCAAGAAUUGGAAGGUCGCAAGGAGCGGCUCAUUAAUAGCGCAUGGCGGGAGAGGGCGUUCGAGCAGAUGGCUGCUAUGCCGGAGCCUUUUCAAUACCUUCUUGAUUCGCACUGGUGCUGGAUCCAGCCGCUAUGGAAUUUUGUCUAUCGUCCUGCAUUUACACGUGAUAUGAAAAUUCAAGGGACUUAUUAUUCCGAUGUCUUGUUAAACGCCAUUCUUUCUCACUCGGUACGGUGGUGCAAAGCGGAGCCUCAGGUCGGCCCACUUUUGGGCUCCUACGAUGGUGGUGCACAAUUCUCCCAUCGCGCAUUGACUGGGGUAUUUGAGUCUCUCAAAGUUGGCUAUGCAGGCAUUCCUACUAUUCAGACAUUACUCCUGCUCAGUGCCCAAGAAUGUGGCCGCGGAAACCGGACGCAAGCUUGGCUAUACAGUGGCAUGGCCUUUCGGUUGCUAGACGACUUGGGAAUCUCAAUUGACAGUCGGAAAUAUUCCGGGUCAGCUCAGUUGAGCGAUGAAGAUAUCGAAAUACGAAACCGUUUAUUUUGGAGUUGUUACUUCUGGGAUAAGCUGAUCUCAUUAUACUUUGGUCGUGCCCCAACCAUGCAGCACUCCCAUGUCAGUCCACCGCGGAUGAUUCUUGAUGACACUGCUGAGAUCGAAAUAUGGACACCUCACGGUGUGAACUUCACUGACGGUGCUCACUACCCGCCCACGCAGGCUCAUUCAACGUCUUGUUUCAUGAAGAUGUGCGGUCUGGCAGAGGUUUUGAACCAGAUUCUAAUCCACAUCUACGACCCAAUCCGCCGAAGUUCGGACUCGGAAUUCUAUGAUUGUGUUCAGGAGCAGGCCAAGAAUCUAGGUGACUGGUGGGACGAGCUACCGGAUUAUCUGAAGUUGGCUGCAACAGAUCUUCCUCCAUACUCCCCACCGAGCCAUAUCGUGAUUCUGAAUUGUUACUAUCAUACUAUUAACAUCCUUGUCCAUCGACCAAUUCUUUGCUCUCGGGAGAGGCUCAAACCCCACCCCGAGGGACAUGACUCCAACCAUCUUGUACAGUGCAUGGCAUCAGCAACAUCCAUCCUAUCUCUGUUCGAUCUCUACCGCCGCACAUUCGGCGACAGCCAUGUCGUUCUUUCUCUGGCAUACAGCCUCUAUACUGCAGCAUCCAUCUUCCUGCUCGAGAUCCAAGCCUUGAAGUAUGCCGCACCUGGAACACUAGACAAACUCAAGUUCUGCAUAUUCGCUUUGGAGAGAGUCAAAGCUGCCAACCCCGUUAUUACAACGGCCCUCAGCCUGAUUUCCCUGGAGCUUCAAAAGCUCCAAAUCGACAUCCACAUGCCUAUCCCCGAGACAGAUCAAGAACGCCACCCUCAUAACAGUCAACCACUUCCCCAACCUCAUCCUUACCCCAACCAUUCUCAAUCCAGUCAGUCGCCAUCAGGAGGUAGCAACCCAUCCCGCCAUGUCUCACCAUCCCAGCACCACCACCAACCCCAACCACCGAUGGACACGCAUGUCCAAACUACCGGCCUCGAAGACACACCAUUGAUGCAAACGUACAACAAUUUCCAGCACCCAGGAGUCGGUUUCAACAUCCCCAACUCGGCUGAAGUUCCGCAAUUGCCACCUACUCAUCUGCUGGGUGGCAUGCCAAACGCUGUGAUGACGAUGAAUGACCCAGGAUCGUAUGAAAUAACGCCUGAGGUGUACGAGGCAUUCUCGUAUACGCAUCCCAUAACAACGAACAUGACGCCUGCCUUUGAGCAGGGCUGGGGUAGCAAACAUACCUACAGUUAA